GAGAAGUUUGUACGAGCCCAAUACCAAUGUCCUCCGACACCGCCGCGUCGUGCCUGUUGGACGUUGUUGUCUUCGCAGGCGGCGACUCUCUGGAUCUUAUGCCCCUGAGCACGGUGGAGCAGAAGACGAUGCUGCGCAUUUGUAAUCGACCGCUCAUUUGGUACACCCUCACACCGUGGAUCGACGCGGGCUUCGCUACCUUUUUCUUGUGCGUCAACGAGGACUACGCCGCGCUGCGUGCGUACCUGUCCCGCGCCUUCAGCGGGGUCGACUUCCACUACAUACUCGUUCCCUCGAAAGUCGGCGACCACGCCUCCACCACCUGUGACGCCGUGAAGGCGUACCUCUGCUACAAGGAGGCGCUCCGGCUGGGCGAGGAGGGCCCACUAAUUGCCUCCGCAGACGUGGGCGAGCGGGAGGCCUCGCCAGCGAGUACGGAGCGCGCCGGGUCGACGUCGGGCACUCGCGACGCACUGCGUCAUCGAGGCAGUGGUGCAGGUGCGACCGCAGGCAGCAACGCUCGUCGCUCCACCACCGGCGGUAGCCGCGACCCGCUGAAGCUGGAGCGCGUGAACAGCGCAGGGCUUCCGCGCGAUGCAAUUCUGCUCAGCUGUGACUCCAUCUUGGUCGAUGUGGAUAUCGCCAGCUUCGUGGAGCGCCACUACACCUCCCUCGCCUCGGUGACGUCGAUGCUGUACCGUCCGCUGCGCAAACGUGCCGGGGAGCAGAAGGGCGGAGGUGGUCGCGGCAAGGGUGCGGCGGCGGCGGCAGCUGCAGCAGAGGCCCCGCAGGCCUCCUUCACGCACGCCUUCUCGUGUGUCGCCUAUGAAGAAAACGAUGCGACCAGCUCAAUGGCGCUGGGCACCCCGUGUGGCGCCGGCAGCGGCAGCGCUCUCACCUCUUACGUCCAAGGCGGAGGGCAGUCCGGCCAGCAUACAAGGGCGACCUCGCCGUCGUCUUCCAAGCUUCACGGGUCAGCAGCCGCUGCUGAGGAGGAGUCGCAUGUCAGUCACCACCGCCUGCAUUACAUUUACCCCCUCGAAGGUAAGCCGGAGGUGCGCAUCACCAUGGCAUUUGCGGCACGCCGCCCUGACUUGACCUUCGCCGCCGACGUUGUGGAGGCGCACGUGUAUUUAGUGAGCCGCUGGGUGUUGGACUUCAUCGCCGCGUCCGCCGGCAUCGCAGACAUGAUGGUGCGCAAGGACAUCAUUCCACUGCUCGCGCGAAGCCAGCACACGAUGGUGAACGCGUCGGAGAAGUCCUUCGUCACGCCGUCGGAGAAGCUGCACACGAACAUUUCGCUGCACUGGACUGGUGAGGGUGCCGACCUGUCGGUGCAGUCGCUGAACGCCGCGCGUGGCCUGCCGCUGCCGGAGGUGACGGACCCGUUGCGGGUCUUCUGCAGCAUUUACGAGGAGCACCCAGAUGUGGCGUGUCGCAUCUACCGCAUGAACACGCGCGACAACUACCGCGCGUUGCACCACGAGAUCAUCUCCGCCAAGUGCUUCCAGCUGCAACUCGAUGAGCCGGCAGCGCAGACGGGUGGCGGAGCAGCGCCGUCUCGCCGCAGCGCUCCACCGUCGCUGCUGCAACACCACGGCACCUUCGGCCACCACGGAGGACCUCAAGACGCACACGCAGACAGCAAGCCUUCGCCGUCUCUCGGUGCCCUCGCGCUCGCCGCUCUCCUCCCGGACAACCCGAUCACCAUCAAGGAAAAGAUAGCAGAUCAGCAAGUCUACAUUGUCAGCAGCUUCAUCGACUCCGUGCCGCCACCGAACGUAUUCAUCACGCGCAGCGUCAUCGGUGCGCACGUGAAGCUGGAGGCGGGGGCGCGUAUUACGGACAGCAUCCUCAUGGGCAACGUCGAGGUGGGUGCGAAGGCGGUGAUCGCGCACAGCGUCAUCGGCACCGGCGCGGUGGUGAACGCGGAGUGUCGCAUCGGGGGCACGAUUGUGGCGCCGCGCUGCGUGGUGGAAGAGAACGCGCAGGACACCAUAAUCGAGUGA
This is a messenger RNA of Leptomonas pyrrhocoris, 2009 nucleotides long. RefSeq lists its product as hypothetical. Gene Ontology annotation, molecular function: guanyl-nucleotide exchange factor activity; translation initiation factor activity. NCBI's taxonomy places the organism in Eukaryota, Euglenozoa, Kinetoplastea, Trypanosomatida, Trypanosomatidae. The record is from RefSeq and is a predicted model, not a curated record. Gene Ontology annotation, biological process: biosynthetic process; cytoplasmic translational initiation. Gene Ontology annotation, cellular component: guanyl-nucleotide exchange factor complex; eukaryotic translation initiation factor 2B complex. The transcript has a single exon. The coding region runs from base 27 to 2009 and encodes 660 amino acids.